This is a messenger RNA of Aureobasidium melanogenum CBS 110374, 840 nucleotides long. RefSeq lists its product as uncharacterized. The transcript is spliced from 5 exons. The coding region runs from base 1 to 840 and encodes 279 amino acids. The record is from RefSeq and is a predicted model, not a curated record. Lineage: Eukaryota; Fungi; Ascomycota; Dothideomycetes; Dothideales; Saccotheciaceae.
AUGCCUGCGCCGAUUCCUACACCAUUCCAGUCUCGAUUGGGGCCUGAAGAGUUCGAUUGUGUUGUAGUGGGGUUGGCAAUUACAAUUGAAGUUGAAGUAGUUGUCGACGCAUCGGAUGCUGAAUGGGAACUUGCAGCAGUUGAAGUAGUCACUGAUGAACUUCUUGAUGGCAUGAGCGAUGACGAAGACGCAGAUAAAGACGAGGACGACGAAGAAGACUUGGCGAGGACGAUCAACACUGUGGGCUAUCGACAGGACAGCAUCAAGACCAUAAGUGCUUACAUGUGCAGAGGUCCGGGCAAUGGGCAGAUGUCCAGGAUUUAUCGGUGCAACUUGCUUGCUUCAGGUUUGCGUCCGUAUCAGAACUCGAACACAUACCGUUCGGUAGACAGCUUCUGUCAGGCUCGCAGCAAGAAUGAGAAGCGAUUCCGACAAACAAGACAGUCUCAUUGCGAAAGGCUUCGUGUAGUACUUUCGUCCAGGAGUCGUGAGCUCGAAUCGAUUUCUGGUGAAAUGUUGCUGGCCCAAGAGGUAGAGAACGACCAUGAUUUUAAUGAUCCUUCGGUCUUCCAUCUGCCGCAAUGUUCAGAGAUAUGUCCCAGGCGACUAUCUUGCAUCGCGUCAUUGGUCUACAUGGCGCUUAAGCAUGGUUGUCGGCGCUUGGAAAUGCACAAUGGUUGGCUGCAACAGUGGUCGAGUGCAUGGAAACAUAAAAAAUUCAUGGGAUCUGCCGACGCCCGAGCAGUCCAUGCUUCAUCAGAGAUAUACAAGUGGUCCAUGUAUCGCGAGGUUUCUGUUGCGCGUUGCUCGUGGAACGGAAUCGUGAUCCGGAAGAUGUGA